Molecule: messenger RNA, 834 nt
Organism: Cydia splendana
Lineage: Eukaryota; Metazoa; Arthropoda; Insecta; Lepidoptera; Tortricidae
Product: cuticle protein 64-like
Exons: 2
Coding region: 49-717 (222 amino acids)
Cellular component (GO): extracellular matrix
Source: RefSeq, a predicted model, not a curated record
CAGCAGUAAUCAGUUGCAAGUAGAAGUCGACCAAAUAAACAUUCUAAAAUGGCAGCGAAGUUUGUCAUUGUAGCCCUCCUGGUGGCAGCUGCGCAAGGCAGCGCGGUGCACGGUGGCGAUUACAACAGCUUCUCCUACGGAGUAUCAGAUCCUAACACUGGUGAUGUGAAGAACCAGCAUGAGACCCGCGUGGGCGACAGCGUCCGCGGGCAGUAUUCCCUCCUGGAGUCUGACGGCACGAAGCGCACUGUUGACUACGCUGCUGACCCACAUACAGGAUUCAACGCCGUCGUGCGCAAGGAUCCUGUGAUUGGACAUGGUUACGGUGCUGGUUACGGUGCUGGUUAUGGCGCUCACGCCACUCCUCUAGCGUACGCCGCACAAGCCGCUCCUCUUGCCUACGCCGCUCCUGUCGCCCACGCCGCUCCUCUCGCCUAUGCCGCUCCCUUGGCCGCUCCCUUGGCGUACGCCGGUCACGCCGCUCCCGUAGCCUACUCUUCCCACGUCGCUCACGGCGCUCCUCUGGCUCACGGACUCUACGGUGCUCAAGGACUCGGCCUGGGCUAUGGCGCCCAAGGUCUUGGACUCGGAUACGGCGCUCACGGCCUCGGUCUUGGCUACGGAAAUGGUCUCGGUUACGCAGCUGGUCUGGGACACGCUGGUGGACUUGGAUACGGCCGUGGUCUCGGCCAUGGUGCCCACUACGGUGGAUGGUAAUUUAAUAAAGCCUUCCCUUUUAAAUACCAAACCAAACCAAAAGUGAUACUCAAAUGAAAAGCUGUGAUUUAUACUGAAAAUAAAUAUUGUAUUUGUGAAUAAAUGACGUGAAACUUA